AUGGGCGACCUUCCACCCGAGGCCGAGGCCCCGUUCCCUCUCACCGAUGUGGACAAGUGGGUUCUCUCACAGACGGAUGAGGAGUACAAGUAUCACGACUGGAAUGAGUUACGUCAAAUUAUAGGGGAGAACAACCUUUCCGUGUUGAAGCGUAAACCAUCAGACCUCCGCAAAUACAUGAAAUGGACGGCGGAGACGAAAGCCGAGUACGGAUCUAUGACCCAGUAUCUGCUCGUCCAUCGCCUCCCAAAGGCCUGGGGCGUCCCUCCUUUCACGCCACGCUCGAGUACGCCAUUUAAUGACCCUUCUGACUACCGCGUACUGGUGAAUGACUGGCCGUACGGUCUCACACCUGACAUAUCACACAUUGUGGUCUGGUCAAGAACCAGCAUUGAGACGGAUCCGGUGACGGGUGACAUGACACCCAGGAGUCGACAGACAAUUGAGGAUUUUGUGAAGCGAUUCUUUAUUGACAGGCUCGACCCGGACGGGGAGGAUCGAGUCUUGUGGUUCAAGAACUGGGUCGCACUUCAAAGCGUCCGCGCCCUGGAGCACAUCCACGUCAUGGUCCGCAACGCCAGCCCCGAGCUUCUGGCCGAAUGGGCACAGGAACUGGAUUGCCACCGCUUGCCAUAG
Molecule: messenger RNA, 636 nt
Organism: Neoarthrinium moseri
Lineage: Eukaryota; Fungi; Ascomycota; Sordariomycetes; Amphisphaeriales; Apiosporaceae
Exons: 2
Coding region: 1-636 (211 amino acids)
Biological process (GO): N-acetylglucosamine metabolic process
Cellular component (GO): cytoplasm
Source: RefSeq, a predicted model, not a curated record